UUCCCCUGCUAGUUCACACAAUGUUCAAAAGGCACAAGUCCCUGGAGCGCAAGAGGGAAUUUUUAUUCCAGGGACUUCCACAGUCCACAAUGAAGAAUAAUACAAGAAAUUUCCACUCUCUGUCACAACUUGUACUCUCAGCAGGCCCGCUAAAGACAACCCGAACACUCAAACUUUCUAAAACAACUCACUUUGAGAUUGAAAUACUGGAUGCUCAUACAAGAAAACAGAUAUGUGUUGUGGAUAAGGUACCUCAAACAUCAACUAUUCAUGAUGUCAAACAAAAAUUUCACAAAGUGUGUCCAAAGUGGUAUCCUUCCCGAGUUGGUCUACAACUAGAAUAUGGUGGCCCCUUUUUGAAGGAUUAUGUCACUAUUCAAAGUGUUGCAGCUUCCUCAAUUCUCACACUCUAUUUUACAGACUUAGGUCGACAAGUCAGUUGGACCACAGUCUUUUUGGCUGAAUACUCAGGACCUCUGAUAAUAUACAUUCUUUUCUACUUGAGGAGCUCAUACAUAUAUGAUGUGAAAGAGAUCUCUCGAUGGCCUCGACACCCUGUGGUACACUUGGCCUGCUUCUGCCAUUGUAUCCACUACAUCCGACACCUUCUGGAGACAUUAUUUGUCCAUAAAGUUUCUGCAGGACACAGUCCUACAAAAAACUUGAUAAAGGGAUGUGCAUUUUAUUGGGGAUUUACUUCAUGGAUUGCUUAUUAUAUUAAUCACCCAAGAUAUACACCACCAUCAUUUGGAAACAGGCAAAUAAUAAUAUCUGCUAUUAAUUUUCUGAUUUGUGAAGCUGGGAAUCAUUUUAUAAAUACAGUGUUGGCUCAUCCCAACCACACAGGGAGCAAUGCCUGUUUCCCAAGUCCAAAUUGUAACCCCUUUACAUGGCUGUUUUUCCUGGUUUCCUGUCCUAACUACACCUAUGAGAUUGGAUCCUGGAUUAGUUUCACAGUAAUGACACAAACACUUCCAGUUGGUAUUUUUACAAUUUUAAUGAGCAUCCAGAUGUCUUUGUGGGCCCAAAAGAAGCAUCAGAUAUAUCAGAAGAAAUUCAACUCAUGUGUGCAUAGGAAAUCAGCAAUAAUUCCAUUCAUAUUAUAAGAAAAUAUUGUGAUAUUCAUCUGGUCAAAAAGGGAGACAUCUAAAUUCACUAAUAAAGUUUUGGGAAAAAAAUAAGCAACUACUAGAAUACAAUAAUUAAUUAGCAAAAGUAUUUUUAAUGCAAGAAAAUGAUGAUAGAAUUUGGCUAAAAACAGUAUGAACUAGGGGUAAUAAAAGGUAGGAGUUAAAUUGGCAUGAUGAGUCUUGCUGAAUAACAAUACACUAAAACUUGAACCAGGAUGUUUGCCAUGAGGGUGAGUUCACAUGCUAGGUUAUGUUGGAUAGUCCAUCUUACAAUGAAACAGAAGAGAACUGAAAGCUAAAGUUAUGAAAAUAAAAUAAAAUAUUAAAAAUAGCAUUGAGUUAUUUGCAAGAGCUUGAUCUUAAAAUAAAGUCUUAUUGAAUGAAUAUUUAAUAGAACUAUUUCAUAAGGUAAUUUAAUUAUCUGGUGUCUGGUCUGGUGACCUGGCUCAGUGCGUAAGAGAUUUUUUUUUUUUAAUAGUGAGAACUUCCCAUAUUGUAUUUGACCCUUAAAAACCUCCUUCAUUAUUCCCUUGGAUUUUGUGGUGAUUUUUUUUUUUUUGGUUGGAAUGUUUCCAGUUUUACAUUGCUAUGUGACUAAACAUUUUAAUAGGUAGACAUAAUUGUUACUUGAGAAAUGUCAUCUUUAAACUAGGUGAUUAGUAUGUGACAGUCAAAACAGCAACCCAAACGCUGUCACUACCCUGAAAGAAACCGUAGACCCAAGUCUACAAGAAAAUAAACAAUUUGUGUUACUACAUCCAAAUUUUUUAUCUUUUAAGAGGGCAUAAACUGGUUUGAUAGACACAUCUUGGUUUUAAUAAUAAAAAAUAGUAUAGGUCAUAUAAGUACAAAAAAUUUAAAGUUACAAAUAAAAACCAAUUAAAUGCAUGUAUGAAAACAAAGCUAAAUUUACAUCAUUUAUCAUGGACUUACCUCUUUGGUUACAAAAAACAUAAUGGGACAAAUAUACAGUAUCCAACACACAAAAAUUUAGAAGUAUAUUGAAUCCGACUGCUACAGUGGAUCGUCUCUAGAGCCAUUUCCCUGUUAUAGGUUUCAAGAAUGCAUUGCCUCUCCAUCUCUAGCAUUUUCCAGGAGUGUUCUUUAGCUGAAGAAUUAAAAAUUCUAAAAUUUAAAACACUAUGACUAGUUGGAGAUGUGUAAUUUUUUUAUGUCAUGGCACUUUCACAGAAUAAAUUAUCCAUUAAUUUGUU
Messenger RNA from Microtus oregoni (creeping vole), 2344 nucleotides. RefSeq names its product trans-2,3-enoyl-CoA reductase like (gene Tecrl). Gene Ontology annotation, molecular function: oxidoreductase activity, acting on the CH-CH group of donors. Gene Ontology annotation, biological process: very long-chain fatty acid biosynthetic process. The transcript is spliced from 12 exons. The record is from RefSeq and is a predicted model, not a curated record. Bases 21 to 1106 code for a protein of 361 amino acids. Lineage: Eukaryota; Metazoa; Chordata; Mammalia; Rodentia; Cricetidae.